AUGGCGCCGAAUGCAACUACGACACAUACCUCAACAUGCGACUACGUGCCCGAGUUCACGGGCGUGUGUUGUCCCGUUUGUGCGUACCCGAUAACUGCUGUCGACUUGUACUUUGGAACACCAGCACCGAUUGUUGACAAGUUGCCAAAGUUUCAACAACAACAACAACAACAACAAACGAGAGCCGUGUCAUCCCCGGUUGCCGAAAUUCCAGUUGCUCUUAUUCUGCCUCCCCCGGUUAAUGGACGCUCGGCUGUGUGUUGGUCCGACGAAGGGCGAGUUCCAGAAAUAGACUUCGAUCUGGAGGUUGUGUCCUUGCUUUCGCGACGGGGUCGGGAACCUUGCCAAACGAUUCUUGCUAUUUUUCUCUUUUUGUUCGAUUCAUCGGGGUUUAAGCUCAAGGCGGCUUUCACCAUGUUGGACCAGAACAAGGACGGAGCAGUGAACGCAUCCGAGUUGCAGAACAUGCUUUUGAAUCUCGGCAUUCAUCUCAGAGAGGAAGUGAUUGAGGAACUCAUCAAGCAAGCGGGCUGCAAAGGU
This is a messenger RNA of Notodromas monacha, 540 nucleotides long. NCBI's taxonomy places the organism in Eukaryota, Metazoa, Arthropoda, Ostracoda, Podocopida, Cyprididae. The record is from the annotation of a GenBank genome assembly.